This is a messenger RNA of Pelobates fuscus (common spadefoot toad), 3370 nucleotides long. It is a transcript of the gene SLC29A2, whose product is annotated as solute carrier family 29 member 2. The transcript has 12 exons. NCBI's taxonomy places the organism in Eukaryota, Metazoa, Chordata, Amphibia, Anura, Pelobatidae. Gene Ontology annotation, molecular function: nucleoside transmembrane transporter activity. The record is from RefSeq and is a predicted model, not a curated record. Gene Ontology annotation, cellular component: plasma membrane; basolateral plasma membrane. Gene Ontology annotation, biological process: guanine transport; uridine transmembrane transport; thymine transport. The coding region runs from base 129 to 1652 and encodes 507 amino acids.
UGAGAGAUUGCUAGAGAGGCAGGACAUAAGAAAGGAGAGAACAGGAAUAGUAAGAAUAUUAUAUACGAAAGGAGUGUGGCAGAUAAACAAUUCUGAAGUAGUAGAAGCAGCUGAGAUAUAAAUAAUAAAUGGGGAGGAGGAGCUGGUACAAGCUCAGCCUAUUAAUGUCUUUGCUAGGCUUUUGGAGAUAUCCACGUGACAGCCUUUCCUCUGCUCCUGACAGUCUCCGAAGGAUUAUAGACCUGAGCCCAGAGAGCUACAGUACAAUUUCCAGGAUGUCUCGGAAAGAUGAACCUAACGACAAACACCAUAUGGCAGCGGUCAUAUUCUUCAUCUUGGGCAUGGGGACCCUGCUGCCCUGGAACUUUUUCAUCACCGCAAUUCCUUAUUUUCAGUUUCGCCUGAACCCUGAGGAUCCUGCUGGGAACUUUUCAGAUUUGCAUGUCAAUGAAACUUCUGCAGAGAAGAUCCACUCUUCUGGAGAUGCUUUUAAUUUCAACAACUGGCUGACGCUUCUGGCACAGCUCCCCUUACUUCUCUGUACACUCCUCAACUCAUUCCUUUAUCAAUGUAUACCAGAGAGAGUCCGAAUUGUAGGCAGCAUGGUAUCGAUCCUUUUCCUCUUUAUUGUCACUGCUGUCCUGGUUACAAUUGAAAUGAGCGCACAGAGCUUCUUUGACAUCACAAUGGCUACUGUUUGGUUUAUCAAUGCAUUCUGUGCUAUAUUACAGGGUAGCCUGUUUGGUCUGUUGGCUCUAUUCCCGCAGAAAUACAGCAGUAUGUUGCUAAGCGGUCAGGGAAUGGCUGGAAUGUUUGCUGCUGUGGCUAUGCUACUGUCAAUGUCCAGUGGGGCAGAUCAUCGAACCACAGCCCUGGGCUAUUUUAUCACUCCGUGUGUUGGGACUUUCAUUUCUAUCACAUGUUACCUGCUACUAUAUCGUUUGGAAUUUGCACAGUUUUAUCUUUCCAAAUCUAACAGUCAGACUUCUAAGAAUUAUGAAGUAGAGACAAACACGGAACUGUUAAACAAAGAGAUAAAUGGAGAUACUGGAACUGAGAAGAAAGCAGUUCUCCUUCUGAAGGAUGGUGAAGCUUGUGCAGCCGUUGAAGAAAAGCAACAUGUCUCCAUCUGUGCUGUGUUAAAAAAAAUCUGGAUAAUGGCUCUGACCUUAGUGAUUGGAUUUACAGUGACUCUUUCCGUGUUUCCUGCAAUUACCGCAAAUGUCAGGAGUAACACCGAAAAUGAGUCAUGGGCAAAAUUUUUUAACCCUGUUUGCUGCUUCUUGUUAUUUAACAUUAUGGAUUGGGUUGGGCGAAGCAUUACGUCAUACACUCUGUGGCCAGGUCCUGACUGUAAAUAUCUCCCUCUACUUGCGUGCUGCCGCAUAAUAUUUAUUCCCUUAUUUAUGUUGUGUAACAUCCCCAACCAUAACUACCUCACGGUCAUCUUCUCAAAUGAUGCCUGGUUCAUCAUCUUCAUGAUUCUAUUCUCCAUGAGCAGCGGCUACUGCAUAUCUCUCCCAAUGUGCCUGGCGCCCAAGAAAGUGUUGCCCCAUGAAAGUGAGGUGACUGGUGCCAUCAUGACAUUCUUCCUUGCGUUGGGUCUCUCUCUUGGAGCAGGAUUAUCUUUCCUUUUGAAAGCUUUGUUAUAAGCAGAAGGCUGGUUGAACAAAACUACAAAGGAUCCAACUCCAUUACAUCACUGAACCAUAUCGUACCAUGGAUAAUCUUUGCAGACAUUGCCAUUUUAUAUUCAUCGAUACAUUCCACCGUAAAAUAUGUUGAUGUUUGUUAGUUAAAGCCUUGGAAUCACAGUGAUACAGAUGGCUGUCACCUGAAACAUGCUUACAGAUAACCCAAACACAUUUAUUCACUGCAAGGCCAGCUAUGGAAAAGAGAUACAUUGGAAUGUUUAUAUUUAUCCUGUUUGGCUUCUCACAGUUCAGUGAUUUGUCUUAGCUGCUACCAGUUUUAUAUAGGAAGAACUAUGUUAUUAUAAGAUUUAUUUAUUCUCCCUAAAAAAAAUCAAAAUUAUUUCUUAUUUUUUCAAAUAUUUUGUUAAAUAAAUAGGGAAAUUAGGGCAGGAAUAUCUAAAUAAAGGUUAGAUAUUCUAUAUAAUGUGUUAUUGUUAAUCUGCAGUAUGGUGUUAAGAACAAAGUUACACACAACUGGAGAUUUUAUUUUAACUUGUUGGGUUUUAUUUUAUUGUAGCUACGUUUUAAAGGGAGAGCAGUUGCACGUAGUGAGCAAAAUAUUUAAUGUGUAUAAAAAAAAAUAGAAAUGUUACCUUUGCAAGGAAAACAUUGUAUUCCUAAUAAUUUUGCUAGUACCACAGCUGAAGGGAAUCCACCGUGUAUGCUUAAUUCUAUGGUGUGCUGUAGAAUUUAAAAUAAUUUUUAUAUUUUAUAGAAGUUUGCAUGCUUUUAAUAUCAGAAUUUAAAUCUGAUUUAACAAAGUUUUUUUCUGUUUACUGCAGCCGUGUCUAAAUAGUUACAGCAUCAUUUUUUAUUAAGCUUGUCCAGCCUUAGCACUCCAACAAUUGUGUGGCUUCAUUCCCCAAAUUUCUUUGUCAACCAAGAUAUGGUGGUGAAUUGUCAGAACUGUAUUCAAGUUACAUCAUGAAGGUCUGAUUGGAUAACCCUGAGUUAUAUCAUGUGACCUUGAUUUUAACAGUCCGUAUUAUAUCAUAUGGUACUUCUCCCUACUCUUUCUUACCAUUAGUAUUUCAGAUAUCCAGAAAAAUGCAAAGGAGUUGGAAAGAAAAAAUAUAAAAACAAAUGUAUGUUGUCAUUUCAAGUAUGCAAAAGACUAAAACUGAAUUUAAUACCAAGUGGAAAUUUAAUGGAUUAUUCACUAAAGUGUGAAUAUUAAUGAAUUCAAUUUGAUACCAUAGUGACUUUAAAUUUCGGCGCAGUCUAGCCAAACUGAAAACUUAGCUGACGCUGACAAUUUUUGCAGUUCAGCUAAUGUGCCCUAAUAUUGGAAAUUGACUUUGUAUUCCACAUUGAAUUCCUGACAGUUCACACUUUUGUGAGUAUAUCGGUUAUAUUUCGGUGCUUGAAACUGUGUUUACUUUUAGAUAAUUUUUAGAUUUGAAUGCUUGAAAGGAAACAGGGCUUAUAAUGAUUUUAAUAAUUUCCUUAAAAUCAUGUUUGCCUUGUAGGAUGUUAAGUGUUCUUAUCGUAGCCUUUUCUGGUGAGUAAAGUCUUGUUGAUGAGUGUGAUCUUACCAACAAGUUAGGUUAUUUAUUUUGUAAGUGAUAUAACGUCUGUUAUGUUUUUCACUGUGGAGCCAAAACUGGAAAUGUUAGGUAUUAUUUUUAUUUGGCAACUUAUUUUUAUACUAAUAAAGCUCAUUUUUUAGCAAAUAA